This is a messenger RNA of Podospora bellae-mahoneyi, 2775 nucleotides long. RefSeq lists its product as uncharacterized. Lineage: Eukaryota; Fungi; Ascomycota; Sordariomycetes; Sordariales; Podosporaceae. Gene Ontology annotation, cellular component: endoplasmic reticulum. The transcript is spliced from 5 exons. Gene Ontology annotation, molecular function: protein binding. The record is from RefSeq and is a predicted model, not a curated record. Bases 225 to 1709 code for a protein of 494 amino acids.
CAAUUCCAUCCCUUUUGUAAAACGGCGAGCCUGUCAUCAAUUCUAUUAGGAACUUGCUCCCGGUUUUGCUUUCAAACGUGUUUUCGGUGAAGAGCUGCGGUUUACAGUAUCUCCUCUUGCCUCGACUGUCUUGUACAUCCGUCUCUGGACCCCUCACGCCAUCCAAUCGACACGUUGACACUGCCCCAUCGGCCAACAACAUAUCGCGGGGGUUGCUGUUUACAAUGGCUUUCUUUCAGGGCUCUCUCCAGGAGGGGAUCGGCGCGGCGUUGCAGCAGUCCAGGUCUGUUGUCUGUUUUGUAACCGAUGAGCAAGAUGAAAGUCAAACAUGGGAGAAUGAGUAUCUCAAGGAAGAAGAGAUCGUGGAAUUGUUGAGGUCCACUUCUGUGACACUUCGUUUGGUGGCCGGAUCACAAGAGGAAGGCUUCCUCGCUCAGCUCUACCCAUUGCCCAAGAAACCAACACUAGUGGUAAUCAAAAGCGGACAACUCAAAGAGUACAUUGCUGCCGGUGUGCCCAAGGAACUAUUCAUAGAAAGACUUCGCAAGGCCCUCACUCCUGUUGAAGCUCCUCCACCACCGCCAACCCAGCCCGAGCCCGUUGCUUCCCCAAGCGUUCCACCAGCAGCCCCCGUCGCGAUUACCGCUUCCCAACCCGUCACAGUUUCACAACCAGCUCCCAACACAGAGUCCAACGCUAGCAGCUCAGGCCAAGCAACCCCGCCCACCUCCAACGAACAAUCUCACGCCCAAUCCCUAGCAGCCCAAACCGCGGCCAGAAUAGAACGCAUGAAGAAGGCCGAAGCCGAAGCCAAAAAACGCCGCGAAGAAGAAGCCAAACGCCGCCGCGAAGAGAAGGGCAAAGCUGUCGAAGACCCAACCAAACCUCCCACCACUCACAACGCCUACGCAGAAGCCCUCAAGAAGAAGCAAAAGGAAGCCAGGGAAGAACGCCAGCGAAUUCUUAAACAAAUCGAGGACGACAAAGCCGAGAGAAAAGCCCGCCAGGAAGCUCUCGAAGCCGAGAGGAAAGCCGCGGCGGAGGCUUCUACUGUCCCUCUUGCCUCCGCCAGCCAGCUUCUCCCAAGAACGAACAGAGUCUCUUCCCACGCCGCGAUCCAAGUCAGGCUAUUCGACGGGUCUACCCUCCGCAGCCGGUUCUCCAGCACGGAUACGUUAAAAGAUGUUCGGCAGUUCGUGACAGAAAAUCGAAAAGACGGGAAAGAACCCUUCAACUUCAAGAUUUUGCUCACGCCGCUGCCUAGUAAGACGGUCGAUGUGACAGAGGAGGAGAAGACGUUGCAGGAGCUGGAGCUGACACCCUCGGCAACAUUGAUUUUGCUCCCGGUGCCAAAGUACUCGUCUGCUUACUCUCGCAGUAGCGGUAGCUCGGCCGCUUCGACGACUUCGGCAGGGGAAAGGGGGGGUAUCUUCCAGCGGUUCAUCGGAUUCAUUCUGUUCGUUGCCAGUUUGAUAGGCGGCUUUUUCUCGACGCUGUUUAGUACUUCUGGUCCUGUGGGUGGUGAGCAGGAGUCGGAUGGGGAUGACACACCUAGGCAGCAGAGUCCGAAUCGUGGGGGACGACAAGGGCAAGCAGCAGGAGGUGAUCGUCGUAUAGGCGGGCUGGAGAGUGUGAGGAGGAGGGGUGAGCAGCAGUUUUAUAACGGGAAUUCGACGAACUUUGAACCGAGACCGGAUGAUGAAGAGUAGGAGUUUGAUAUUUUGUUUUGGCAACCAGUAGGAUUUUGACUUGGUUUAAUCGUGUCCAGGGGUAGGGGGGAUUUAGGUAGUUGAUCAGUUGACCCGAAUGGAUUCUUGCUGCUGUUUUUUUGCUCAACCUCAAAAAAAAGUGCAAAAAUCCAAAUCAGAGGGGUAUUAAUUUGUUGUUGUUGUCCAAGACAGGCUGAUUGUUUGCGCCGCCGAGUGGUAGUUGGUUAUAAUGUACAAGUGAGUUGUGAGAUGACUGGCUCUCGCAUGUGGGUUGUCAAACUUGUUGUAAAGACAAGUCUUUCACCUUGAACGCUACCGCACCAUCUCACAAUACUCAACAAUCCUCCCCUUCAAAGCUUGUAACGAUCGUAGUUUUUCAACCAUCAAAGCCCCCCUCUCUCUCAUCCCUUGACUCCCCAGCACCAAGACCAAAAACUUAGUACUGAGAAGCAGCCUGCUGGCAAGCCUUAAGCUGCUCGAGGUACCACCCGCAAAUCUGCAUGUUCCCUUGGUUGUCAUCCAUGCACUUUGUGAACUGGGUCGUUGCGCCCUUGCAGUUGUCGCCCCAGGUCUGGUUUUGCUGGCUGGCGGCCGAGUUGGCCUGGUCGACGGGGUCGGCAGCGGCAGCGGAGGAGCCGCCGCCGAAGAGGGAGGAGAUGCCGCCUCCGAUUACAUGGCCUACGGAAGAGCCGAUGGCGACACCACUAGACAUACUGUUAGCAUCACGGAUGUCAAAGGAGGGGAGGGGGAAGAGGGGGAGCAUACGCAGCAGUAGAAGCCAUCUGCGCCAUCAGCCCUGGGCCCUGAGAGGUAGGGGCACCAGCGGUGGGAGCAGCGGCAUUAGGGGCACCAGUUUGGGGACCGGCGUAGGUGGUUGCUGGGCGGGUUUGCUGCUGCUGGGUUGGGGCGGGGGCAGAGCGAGCGGGAACGGUAGGGCGCGCGGGGGCGCGAGCGGGACCACGGGAUUGGCGAGGCAUUUUUGGUUUUUGGUUUGGAAGGGGGGGUGAUUCAACGAGUGAAUGUGUAUGCGUGGUUUGUGGUGUUGAGGUGGUGAGGUUUGAGGUUG